CGAGAGUCUGCCAGAGCUAGGACGGAGAUGUGCUGAACGUGUUGGCAAUCAUGACGUCCCCUUGCUCAAUUGGAAGGCUACGGGGUUCUUUCAUUUGCAAACGCUAAAUGAAAUGAUUUUCAAGGAUCAUUACGAUGAGGAAGACGAUGGUGAAGAUGAUGAUGGCUUCAAAUCCAAGAUGAUGGCUGAAAUGAAAAAGCUACGGGCGCAAGUGGUGUCUCUGGAGGCGCGGCUAAAACUAAUGGAAGAUAGGUUGCUUGUCGGGAGUGUGGCUGAGGAGAAGCAUGAUGAAGAUGAAGAUGCCAAGCAUCAAGCUGAUGAAGAUGAAGAGCACAAGCAUGAUAAAGUUGCAGAUGUUGAGGAGGAUCAUCAAGCUGAUGCUCAACAUCAAAAGCAUGAGAAAGUGGCAAAUGCAAGCGCAUGUGAUAUGAAUGCCUCUGUACCUUCUCAUGAGGUGGUAAAUGCAAAUGCAGCUCAUAUGAAUGCUUCUAUACCUUCUGAUGACGUUCAUGAUUCUGUAGCUGAAAUUGAGAAGCAUGUGGAAUUGGAAAAUGCAAAUGCAUCUGAUUUGAAUGCUUCUGUACUUUCUGAUGACACUGUAGCUCAACAUGACAAGCAAGAGGAACCUAUUGAUGAGUGUCAUAAAGCUGAAGCUGAACAUGAGAAGAAUGAAGAAAUUGCACAUGUUGCCGAAGGGGGUCACGAUGCUCACGUUAAAGGUGUUGACAUGUUUGAAGCAGGUACUGAUGUUGGUCAGGAGGGCCAAAUUGGUGACAGGGCAAAAUUAAUCAUUUCAAACAUCGUGUAUGAAGUGGAUAAUGCAAAUAAUUAUGAGAAUCAUGACUCUGUAUGUUCUGAUAAGGCGUAUUGGGAUGACGUGGUGGAUGAGUGGCAAGCUGUCGCUAAAGAGGACUUGGAGGCUGAGGCGGGUGAUGUGGGGAUGAAAAGGAAAAGGUUCGGCUCUAAGUUCAAGCUUAGCCCUUUCACCGAUCCUAACCCAAAGCGGCUGAAAGGCGUGAACAAAGCAAAUGAUAAUCUCAGCCAAGUAGCUGAAAGGCGUGAAACAGCGCCACAUUGAUGAUUCAUAAGAAACUUAAGUUUUCAGUUACCCCGUUAUCAUUCACACACAUUACGUUUAUACGAGGCAAUAAUGUUCAAAGCACAAAAGAAAGUACAUGAUAAACUACAUCAAACUAAGGUUUAAGUCCAACCCAUAAUCAUUUAUACAUUCCAUAAAUACGGGAGUUUGAGGAAUUUGGUCUGAUCCACCAAUGGUGUCAACUGUAGAACCC
Molecule: messenger RNA, 1292 nt
Organism: Cuscuta epithymum
Lineage: Eukaryota; Viridiplantae; Streptophyta; Magnoliopsida; Solanales; Convolvulaceae
Source: the annotation of a GenBank genome assembly